AUGAGUGCCAAUAAUAGCAUCGCUAUAAACACCGGUGUUGUGUCCACUACUACCAAACUAUUACCACGGGUACAGUACGAGCACAUGGUUGCCGGUGUGGCCGGUGGUGUGGCGCCUACCCUAAUACUACACCCAUUUGAUUUGGUCAAGAUCCGUUUGGCUGUCAACGAUGGCCAGUUGGCCGUACGGCCGCGUUAUGACGGUUUGGUGAACACUGUGGCCACAAUUGUCCGUCAGGAGGGUGUGACCGGUCUCUAUCGGGGCGUUACGCCUAACUGCGUGGGCGCCGGCGCCGCGUGGGGACUGUAUUUCCUGUUUUACAACACUAUUAAAUCUCAUAUGACAGCCGCCCGGGGCUCGGAUGCCAGUGGCGGGGGUCUGGGCGCCGGUCGACACAUGUUGGCCGCGGCGAUGGCCGGCUGUGUCACCACAACUCUCACAAACCCUAUAUGGGUGGUCAAAACUCAGAUGUGCCUACAGUACGGCACUGUCACACCGGCCGGCUUACCAACAGCUCAGCCCUCCAACGGUAUGCUAAACGUGUUGACCAAUAUAUACCGCCGGGAAGGGGUAGUGGGCCUAUACCGGGGUUACUUACCGGGCAUAUUAAACGUAAGUCACGGCGCCCUACAGUUCAUGGCCUACGAGGAGCUGAAGAGGUUCUACACCGAGUACUACGAACUGAGUGCUAAUGAAAAACUGGAUACCGGAGCCUACCUGUGCUGCGCGGCUUUGAGCAAACUGUUUGCUGUGACCAUAACAUACCCGCAACAGCUAUUGAGGGCCCGACUACAAGACCAACAUUCCUCGUAUAAGGGCUUACUCGACGUGAUCAAAAGGACCUGGCGCUAUGAGGGCGUCCGCGGCUACUAUAAGGGACUGUUGCCGAACCUGAUCAAAGUGACGCCCGCCUGUGCCCUUACGUUUGUCGUAUACGAGCAUUCAAUCAACUUUUUGCUUAAUAAAUAA
Medioppia subpectinata is the source of this 969-nucleotide messenger RNA. The record is from the annotation of a GenBank genome assembly. Lineage: Eukaryota; Metazoa; Arthropoda; Arachnida; Sarcoptiformes; Oppiidae.